GACAAGGCCGAGUCAUGGUGCACUACCUACAACCAACACCAAAUGCCAUCAUUAAUGAUCCAGAUCCUAUAGAUAUCCAUAAGCUGGAACCAAGUGUUAAAGCAAAACCGAUGAUAGAGUCUAUGAAAAGGGGUGAAAGUGGCAAUACAAGUUUCAGCUCUUUACGGACUAUAUCUAGAGGGAUUCUGGAAUACGAAGGGAUAGAGGCCAGACUAGUGGACGCAGACUAUAGCUGGACAAAGGUUCCAGGUACAAACUUUUCGUUGUGUGUUGUCAUUGGAAAAAAUGAUCAGCAAUCUCGACUGAAGCCAGGACAACAAGCAUUAUCAAAGAGUGGCGUAUUCUACUAUCACAGACUAGACCUGAACGGCCAAAGCACACAGAAAUGUAGACAGUAUGAAAGAUAUGCCACUAAAGAAAAGUCGAUGGUAAUGCUGUCUCCUCAUACUUUUGAUAAACCUUACGAAUACCUGUAUAAGACUGAAACACAAGCAACGGUUCUAGGGUACUCCAAUUAUUUGAACGGUAUUCACAGCCAGCAAACUGAAAAUGAGCUGAAAUUGAAAGAAAAUGUAAAGAGCAGCGUACAAGCUACUUAUAAAGCAGAAGAAUUUUGGACAAAAAACCCAGACCAGUCACAAUUUGUGAUAUGGCGUUACUUAGGAACAAGAGAUGGUCAUGUGAGAGUAUAUCCUGCGGUGGAAAUUAGGAAGGAUUACGAUCCUUUCAUGAGGCCGUGGUGGAGAAGAACAUUGGCACAGAAAGGCAAAUAUGUAGUGAUAUCGCCCUACGUUGACAACUGGGGAGCUGGCAUUGUGGUGACACAGUGCAAAGCCAUUUACGAAGGAAGGGCUGAUGGUCAGCACUCUGUGGACAAUAUCGUUGAUGUGGUUCAGUGCAUUGAUUAUCCAUACCCCUACUUCAGCAGGAUGUUUUUGAAUAAUUACCCAGAAUGCACAAAUCCUGAAUACAGCUGCAUGGUGAUCGACAUAAGUGGUUUCCUUGUUAUUUACCCAAGUUUCUCGUAUGUUGUGGACGAACCUGAUAUUGAACGAAAGCAUUUGGGAGUUAAGGAGAGAAAAAUAAUGGAUGAUCUGUUAAAUAAUAAUAUUAUUGAGAGGGAGAGUUGUCUGGACAUAGAAAAUAAGCAACAAUUAUUCUCAUAUAGGGUACAACUUUCGGAUACAGAUGACCCAGUUGACAAACUGUCAAAAACAGGAUAUAAAAUUGCACCUGUCCUUAACAGCAACGUAUAUAUCAUCAUUAAAAAGAAUGAUCUCAUCAGUGGAACAUGUUGUCAGAAUUCGAAAACAUCGCCGCUAGAAUAUACUUGUACCAAUAGUGGAUCAGAUUGCUGCCUUUGCCAUAAAAUCGUGCCUUAUGAUACCUGCCAAGAAAAAACAACAUCCGGAGAGACAUACCACGCUUGCAGUGCUAGAUUACCAGAUUCAAACGUCAAAGUUCCAUCAGAAUUGGACAAAAUAAAAGAGCUAGGCUUGACACCUUGCUUUGAUGCUGGCUGUAAUGCUCGAGAUGAGAAAAAUUGCUACCAAGUAGCAGGAUGCAGCUGGUGUGUUCAAAACGAAAAUGGUAGCCAGUUUUCUGAACAUGAGAGAUGCUGCAAUAUCAUCGAGACUUGCCCAUUUGGGAAAGUUAAGAGUAAAAAAAAAACACAAUGUCUUGCUUCAUCAAUCCCAAUCAGUUCAGAACAGACAGAUGAAAUACCAAUAAUAGCCGGAAGUGCAGGAGGCGCAGCAGCUGUAAUUAUGAUCAUACUGAUCAUAAUCAUUGUGGUGGUCGUCUCCAAACGAAAUAAAAAAGACGACAAGAAGGCAACAUAUCUUACGGUGGUUACUGAUAAUCCUGGCUUCAGCUCGGCUGGGGAAAAUAGAUCAGAAAGUGAGAGUUCAAUUAACUACCUCAGAGGAGAGGACGAAGGUUCCCAUCAAGGUAACCAGUAUAUUGGAAUGCAGAGUUCUGACGAUGGAAGUUGUACAGCACAAUUAGGUGACAACCCGAAGAAACCAGGCGCCUUUUCUGCAGGCAGUAAAUACAGAAGAUUAUUCAGAUAUUCAGGGAUGGCUUUGAUUUUAUAUCUUGCCUUGGUCUUCCAAUUGUCAGUGAGAGUUGUGACAGAAGACAUCAACUCCUUGACAGGUCUCAAAUUUUCACAGGAACUUAAAGUAAUCGAAGAAAAGGGAAUAUGUGCUCCAAGUCUACAGAAGUACUACGAUACCUUACUUUACGACAGAUCAAAAGAUACGGCUGCAAUAAUAUCUCAAAAUAUGGCCGAAAAACUAAAAGAAACAUUUAAAAUCUUAACAGACCAACUUAAAGAACUAAAACAGGUUAUAGCAGAAGAAUACCGUAAUUUUGCUCAUACUGAUACUGGAGUUUUUCCAGAAUGUUGCAAAGUGGGCGGAAUUUACAAUCCAAAGUUCAGAACAAAGAUUUUGGAGAACGAGGCCUGUAUAUCAAAAUCCUUAACAUCAAACCAAUUUCCAAGCGAAGGAAUUAAAACCAAAAUGGGAGAGAAUUACAGCUUGAAUCCUAAUAUGCUUUGGCAGUACUUUGCUGGAAGUGACGGGACCUUCCUUAUCUACCCCGCACAUUCUCAGAGCAAGAAAUGUGACUCAUACGAUCCGAGAUUUAAGCAUUAUUACGUAGCUUCGGUGACAAACAAACCAAAAGAUGUGGUUGUCGCAGUUGACGUCUCGGAAGUUACUGGAACAAAACGUAGUAACUACAAUGCUCACUCACUGUUAUUUGUGGCACGCGAGGCUGUGCAGAACGUUAUCAAUACCUUGAGUCCCAAUGAUAGGAUUGGGUUAGUGGCAUUCAGUGAUAAAGUCAGCACCCCAGCAUUGUGCAAUGGCACAAAAUUAGCCUGGGCAACAACUGAAAACAAACAUGCACUAAAUAGCUUCACCAAUUUAUGGACAACUGACAAGCAUCCCCAUUACGACCAGGGAAUCCGGACAGCCUUCUCAUUUUUUGAUAGUAAUGCCAUGAAAACAACUGGGAAUGAAAGAGACUCUGUUAUUUUGUUUUUGGCUGCUGACGAUAAUGCAGGAAAUGACCCGGUGGAUGUCAUCAAAGCUGAGAACGAGGCUCGGAAUAAUUCGGUCAUGAUUCUUACAUAUUCAUUUGGACGAGGUUUGAGUAACCAUUCAAAAGGUCUUCUGUCUGAUAUGAGUAAACAAGUCAAGAAUGAUCGAUCAUUUGGAUCAGUUAAGGAGGGAAUUUAUCAUGAUCAUGAUUUAAAAAAUGAUUCAUUGCUUCGUAUUGUCAUGGCUUCAUAUUAUAAAGAUCUCUUCUGCACUAAUCUGGGGAAUGAUCCCAUAUUUUCCUUGCCAUAUGUUGAUGAACGAUCAAAUAAAACAGCUUUAAUAACAUCUUUAUGUCUCCCUGUGGACAAUUUCGGGUUGACAGUAGGAGUCACGUGUACAGAUGUUCUUUUGGACGAAUUACUUACUGAUAAUACAAAUUUCAAGCAAGGAGAACUCUCAUACGCUUUCAUGAUAGAUGGACAAGGCCGAGUAAUGGUGCACUACCUACAACCGAAACCAAAUGAUCCAGAUCCUAUAGAUAUUCGCCAACUCGAGCAGAGUCCUGAUGCAAAAUCAAUGAUUGAGUCAAUGAAAAGGGGUGAGACUGGGAGUAAAACCUUUAGUUAUACAAGAACAAUAUCUAGAGGGGUACUGGAAUACGACGGAAUCGAGACAAGGGUAGUGGAAGCAGAUUACAGCUGGAGGAAGGAUGAUGUCAAAAGCAGCGUUCAAGCAACUUAUAUGGCGGAGGAAUUCUGGAAACAGAACCAGGACCAAUCACAGUUUGUAAAAUGGCGUUACUUGGCAACUAGAGAUGGACAUCUGAGGGUCUAUCCAGCGAUUGAAAUUUCCCAGGACUAUGAUCCUUUUACUAGGAAUUGGUGGAGAAAAACAGUGGCCCAAAAAGGCAAAAAUGUUGUGAUUUCUCCCUAUAUAGAUAACUGGGGAGCUGGCUUUGUUGUGUCACAAUGUAAAGCAAUAUUUGAAGGAAGAGCGAAUGGUCUGCACUGUGCCGAUGAUAUUGUAGAUGUAGUUGUGUGCACCGAUUACUCGUGUGAAUAUUUCAGCAACAUGUUUUUGCAGAGCUACCCAUUAUGCCAAAAAAGACCGGACAGAUGUAUGGUGAUAGAUACCAGUGGAUUUCUUGUAAUAUAUGACAGUUUCGGGAAUUUACAGGAUCAGAAAUUUACAAGAAAACAUUUAGGAGAAAACAAAGAACACAUAAUGGAGGAUCUGCUAAAAGAUGGGAAUAUUGUGAAAGAAAGUUGUUUGAUUAUAGAAGAUAAAAUGCAGAUGGUUUCUUAUCGGGCAAGUACAAAGUAAAGCUGUUGGAUACAGAUGACCCAGUUAAUAAACUGUCCUCGGUGGGGUUUAUGAUUGCUCCAGUCCUCAAUAGUAAUUUGUAUAUCAUCAUUACGGACGACGAGCGCUCUGGGAGUUGUUGUCAGAAUUCAGACAAAUCGCCUCUGGUACAUGCCUGUAGUACCAGCGAAUCAGACUGUUGUCUGUGUCAUAAGAUCGUCCCUUAUGAUGCAUGUGAGGAUAAAACUACGUUAGGGGAUAAUUACCAAGUCUGUAGUGUCAGGGUGUCAGAUUCAAACGUCAAAGUUCCAGAGGAAUCAGAAAGGAUAAAAGAGCUAGAACCGUGUUUUGCCGAUCAUUUUAAUACCGAAACAAGUCAGUCGAAUUGCUCUGCAUCUUUGAAAGAUUACAGCUCGACAGAUUCAAAUGAAGUGGGGACUAUAGUAGGAAGUGUAAUAGGAGUGGUUUUGUUGAUUGUCAUUUUAUCUGCAUUAGUUGUCAUCAUCUAUCGAAAACGAAGAAACGACGAGGAGGAUACCUAUAUAGAUCCAACCCCCGAAAAACCUUACAUUAAUCCUGCGUUUUCUACUGUUGAGGAUCACAGGGACGAGGAUGGGUCGUGUACAGCUACCCAUUACAAGGACAUUCAGUCCUCAGGGAGGGAGAAUUGUCGGGCAUCUGUCCGUACCAACAGUUUGAAG
Messenger RNA from Saccostrea cuccullata (small rock oyster), 5053 nucleotides. RefSeq lists its product as uncharacterized. The record is from RefSeq and is a predicted model, not a curated record. The transcript has 34 exons. NCBI's taxonomy places the organism in Eukaryota, Metazoa, Mollusca, Bivalvia, Ostreida, Ostreidae. Gene Ontology annotation, cellular component: voltage-gated calcium channel complex. Bases 15 to 4373 code for a protein of 1452 amino acids. Gene Ontology annotation, molecular function: voltage-gated calcium channel activity.